This is a messenger RNA of Ustilaginoidea virens, 1320 nucleotides long. RefSeq lists its product as uncharacterized. Bases 1 to 1320 code for a protein of 439 amino acids. Gene Ontology annotation, molecular function: translation initiation factor activity. NCBI's taxonomy places the organism in Eukaryota, Fungi, Ascomycota, Sordariomycetes, Hypocreales, Clavicipitaceae. Gene Ontology annotation, biological process: cytoplasmic translational initiation. The transcript has a single exon. The record is from RefSeq and is a predicted model, not a curated record. Gene Ontology annotation, cellular component: eukaryotic translation initiation factor 3 complex; cytoplasm.
AUGGCCGCUGCAAAGAAUAAAGGGCAGCCUCAGCUGCUCUUUGUGGAUGGGUCUUUUGAGGAGCUCGCCAAGGAAAUGGCCGAGUAUCUCAAGUCCGAGGAAGCCGUCCAGCUGCUGAGCAAGGACAAGGUGUCCAAGGAGGACGUGCUCGCCAAGCUGGUCGCUGCCUCGCCCGGUCUCAGCACCGUGGCCGAGAAGGAAUACACGGCCGCCUCGAACCUGCUCAUCUACCUGGUGCUGCAGUCGGCCGAGUCCAAGAAGUAUCUGCAGACUCUGUGCGGCAACCUCGCCAAGGUGCCCGUCAACUCGCCCGUCCACGGACCCGGACUGUCGCUCAACGCGCUGACGACCGUCUUCAACCUGCUUCCCGAGGAGGACGGGAUCCGCGCGCGAAUAUUCCUCGAGAUUGUCAAGUUCCUCCGAGCGCAUGGCUUGUUCGACAGCCUGCGGCCGUACCUGGACAAGCUGGGCGACUGGCUGGCGUCGUGGGACGCCGGCGAGGAGCUUGAGCGCAUGGCGUACGAGAACGUCGCCGAGGCUGCGCUGGAGGCUGGCGAGGAGGCCACCGGCUACGAGUUCAUCCUCCGCGCGCUCCGCACCUUUGACGCCGACGACAGGGACGACGUCGCGUCCGAGGACGCCCAGAGGCUGUCGCUGCGCGCCGUCAAGAUGGCCCUCCUGUCCAACACGUACUUCCUCUUCCAGGACCUGCGCUCGAUCCCCAGCGUCCAGGCCCUGGGCGACUCGCACCCCGUGUACGCGCAGCUCCUGGACAUCUUCGCCGAGCAGGACCUCGAGGACUACAACGACUUCAACGAGGAGCACGAGGGCUGGGUCGAGCAGCAGCGGCUCGACUACGGCAAGCUGCACCGCAAGAUGCGCCUGCUCACCUUUGCCAGCCUGGCCGCCGCCACGCCCAGCCGCGAGAUCGAGUACGCCAAGAUCUCCAAGGCGCUCCAGAUCCCGCUGGAGCACGUCGAGAUGUGGGUCAUUGACGUGAUCCGCGCCGGCCUCGUCGAGGGCAAGCUGUCCCAGCAGCGCAAGGAGUUCCUCGUCCACAAGGUCACGUACCGCGUCUUUGGCCAGAAGCAGUACCAGGAGCUGUCCACGCGCGUGGACCACUGGCGAGCCACCCUGCAAAACGUCCUGGCCGUCCUGCGCCAGGAGCAGGUCAGCGCCAAGGCCCAGAAGGAGCGCGAGGUCCAGGAGCUGGAGCGCAAGCUGAACAAUGCCGGCAUCGGCAACCACGGCCCCGGCGGCAACCGACGCGGCCAGAACCAGCAGUCACAGCAACGCGAGAGAACCGACAAUGACGACUGA